Messenger RNA from Petromyzon marinus (sea lamprey), 4299 nucleotides. RefSeq lists its product as uncharacterized. Lineage: Eukaryota; Metazoa; Chordata; Hyperoartia; Petromyzontiformes; Petromyzontidae. The record is from RefSeq and is a predicted model, not a curated record.
CCCACGACCUCCUGUAUACCAGGCGAGGUAGUUCACAUCAGGAGGAGGGGGGACAAUGUAAACCCCAGCUGCAGUGAUAAUGAAAUUCUCGCUUUAAACUUGAAUCAGCGACCCGAGACCAGACUAUUGUGAGUUUGAAUGCUGUCCUAUGUGGGCAGCCGCCACCGUAGCAUAAAAUGGCAGGCGCAUCUUACAGAUGACAAGCCAAUAGUUAGUGGGAAGAUCAGCUCCACGGUGUGUCCUUGUGCCAAGAACGAGAGCCCACAUUCUAUGUUCCAGCACUAUGAUGUUGUUUGGAUGUGCCGAUGCACGGACAGCGUGUUGGUAAUUAAUUAGCUACUGGACAUCUGUGAUGAAGAGCUUUAUUGCUCAUUUUAUUCCUCCAGUAUAAAUAAAUAAUCUGAUUCUGGCAAGGCCAUAGGCUGAUAACAAAAAAACUAGCAGCCACCUACUGUUGUUAUUGUGCUGAUCUGGCUAAUGCCUUCCAAUCACUCCAGCACAGGUGUCCGCGUCAUGACUCACUCUGGCAUUAAAGUCACUCAACAGGACAAUUAUGUCCUGAGCGGCCACUUUAGUCAGCACCUCCACUGAUGUUCAUCUUCGAUUGAGGGCAUAAACCACCACCACCACCAGUUCUCGUCUAAAGUUGAUGGAAAGGUGUGCCCAAAGUAGACUGGAACCCACAACUUUCCACACGUCACCACCAUGCUCCGAUGCCCCCUUCAUUGUUUGUUCAGUCGAGGACUGUCCACCCCUCACAGGGGCUGAAGCCAGGACCAAACUCACGGGACCUCCUUUCUUCCGCAGAGAUCCACGUGGCACCAGUCAAGCUCUCAACAGAGGUCCACGUGGCACCAGUCAAGCCCUCAACAGAGGUCCACGUGGCAGCAGUCAAGCUCUCAACAGAGGUGCAGGUGGCACCAGUCAAGCUCUCAGCAGAGGUGCAGGUGGCACCAGUCAAGCUCUCAACAGAGGUCCACGUGGCACCAGUCAAGCCCUCAACAGAGGUCCACGUGGCAGCAGUCAAGCCCUCACCAGAGGUGCAGGUGGCACCAGACAAGCUCUCAACAGAGGUCCACGUGGCACCAGUCAAGCUCUCAACAGAGGUCCACGUGACACCAGUCAAGCUCUCAACAGAGGUACAGGUGGCACCAGACAAGCUCUCAACAGAGGUCCACGUGAUACCAGUCAAGCUCUCAACAGAGGUCCACGUGACACCAGUCAAGCUCUCAACAGAGGUCCACGUGGCACCAGUCAAGCUCUCAACAGAGGUGCAGGUGGCACCAGUCAAGCUCUCAACAGAGGUCCACGUGGCACCAGUCAAGCUCUCAACAGAGGUGCAGGUGGCACCAGACAAGCUCUCAACAGAGGUGCAGGUGGCACCAGUCAAGCUCUCAACACAGGUCCACGUGACACCAGACAAGCUCUCAACAGAGGUCCACGUGGCACCAGUCAAGCUCUCACCAGAGGUGCAGGUGGCACCAGUCAAGCUCUCAACAGAGGUCCACGUGGCACCAGUCAAGCCCUCAACAGAGGUCCACGUGACACCAGUCAAGCUCUCAACAGAGGUUCACGUGGCACCAGUCAAGCUCUCAACAGAGGUCCACGUGGCACCAGUCAAGCUCUCAACAGAGGUCCACGUGGCACCAGUCAAGCUCUCAACAGAGAUGCACGUGGCAUUAGACAAGCUCUCAACAGAGGUGCAGGUGGCACCAGUCAAGCUCUCAACAGAGGUGCAGGUGGCACCAGUCAAGCUCUCAGCAGAGGUCCACGUGGCACCAGUCAAGCCCUCAACAGAGGUCCACGUGACACCAGUCAAGCUCUCAACAGAGGUUCACGUGGCACCAGUCAAGCUCUCAACAGAGGUCCACGUGGCACCAGUCAAGCUCUCAACAGAGGUCCACGUGGCACCAGUCAAGCUCUCAACAGAGAUGCACGUGGCAUUAGACAAGCUCUCAACAGAGGUGCAGGUGGCACCAGUCAAGCUCUCAACAGAGGUGCAGGUGGCACCAGUCAAGCUCUCAACAGAGGUCCACGUGGCACCAGUCAAGCCCUCAACAGAGGUCCACGUGACACCAGUCAAGCUCUCAACAGAGGUUCACGUGGCACCAGUCAAGCUCUCAACAGAGGUCCACGUGGCACCAGUCAAGCUCUCAACAGAGGUCCACGUGGCACCAGUCAAGCUCUCAACAGAGAUGCACGUGGCAUUAGACAAGCUCUCAACAGAGGUGCAGGUGGCACCAGUCAAGCUCUCAACAGAGGUGCAGGUGGCACCAUUCAAGCUCUCAACAGAGGUGCAGGUGGCACCAGUCAAGCUCUCAACAGAGGUCCACGUGGCACCAGUCAAGCUCUCAACAGAGGUACAGGUGGCACCAGUCAAGCUCUCAACAGAGGUCCACGUGGCACCAGUCAAGCUCUCAACAGAGGUGCAGGUGGCACCAGUCAAGCUCUCAACAGAGGUGCAGGUGGCACCAGUCAAGCUCUCAACAGAGGUCCACGUGGCACCAGUCAAGCUCUCAACAGAGGUCCACGUGACACCAGUCAAGCUCUCAACAGAGGUACAGGUGGCACCAGACAAGCUCUCAACAGAGGUCCACGUGGCACCAGUCAAGCUCUCAACAGAGGUACAGGUGGCACCAGACAAGCUCUCAACAGAGGUGCAGGUGGCACCAGUCAAGCUCUCAACGCAGGUCCACGUGGCACCAGUCAAGCUCUCAAUAGAGGUUCAGGUGGCACCAGACAAGCUCUCAACAGAGGUUCAGGUGGCACCAGUCAAGCUCUCAACAGAGGUGCAGGUGGCACCAGUCAAGCCCUCAACAGAGGUGCAAGUGGCACCAGUCAAGCUCUCAACAGAGGUGCAGGUGGCACCAGUCAAGCUCUCAACAGAGGUCCACGUGGCACCAGUCAAGCUCUCAACAGAGGUGCACGUGGCACCAGUCAAGCUCUCAACAGAGGUCCACGUGGCACCAGUCAAGCUCUCAACAGGAGUCCACGUGACACCAAUCAAGCUCUCAACAGAGGUGAAGGUGGCACCAGUCAAGCUCUCAACACAGGUCCACGUGGCACCAGUCAAGCUCUCAACAGAGGUGCAGGUGGCACCAGUCAAGCUCUCAACAGAGGUGCAGGUGGCCCCAGUCAAGCUCUCAACAGAGGUUCAGGUGGCACCAGACAAGCUCUCAACAGAGGUCCACGUGGCACCAGUCAAGCUCUCAACACAGGUCCACGUGGCACCAGUCAAGCUCUCAACAGAGGUCCACGUGGCACCAGUCAAGCUCUCAACACAGGUCCACGUGGCACCAGUCAAGCUCUCAACAGAGGUCCACGUGGCACCAGUCAAGCUCUCAACAGAGGUACAGAUGGCACCAGUCAAGCUCUCAACAGAGGUCCACAUGGCACCAGUCAAGCUCUCAACAGAGGAACGGCACCCUCUCCUCCGCAGUGAGCGUUCGAACAAUCCACGUGGCCAACCACAACGGUUUCCAGCUGUUUUUUGGAGGAGUCCCGAGGGAGGGGGUUUCAGUCCGCUGCCUCUGCCAAAUGGGGGUUGGCCAAGUAGAUGUCUGCCCGGGGCCUACGGCACAAGCUAAUUUUUUAUGCUCCAGAAAGCGGUGCAUCGCGCUGUAACAGAGAACAGCCUUCAGGAGAAAGUGGUAUAUAACAACUGUUUGCGAUGUGGUGGUGGUGGCGGUGACUACGCACGUGGCCUGUCGUCCCAACACUGUGUGGCGAGGGGUUGGUGGAUCCAACAGAUGUUGUGCAACUCCCUUCCCGUGGGUGGGCGUCGAGGAGGAAGCUAUACCUUAGCUCGCCUGGAGAUGGCAGUGACAGCAAGCGGACUAAUCUCCCAUCUCUUUCCAUCUGUACGGGGACAGAGUGUCGUCUCCUCGUUGCGCGGGUGGGCUUUCCUCCGGGUGCUCCGAUUUCCUCCCACGUGUAAUAAAAAAAGAGUCAUUGUCUCUCGUGGAUAGUAACUAAAUUAGUCAUUCUACUUUCCCCUUGUCCAAUCAUGAAUCAUAAACUCUUUUGGCUCUGAGAGUUCAAUAAUGGCCGUGCGUAAAGUUCGGUGUCAAGUGAUGGUAACUGGACUUGAUUCGAAGCUUUCGUGACUGUGUCUUUGUGUUGUCUCUGCUUGUGUAUCUGCCUUUGUGUCUUGGCUUGGAUUUGUGUUCUCUGUGCUGUCUCUGCCUGUGUGUGGGCCUUGUUGCUUCCGAGUGGGUGCUGCUGCGCCCCACUUUGCUCCAUGCAUACCUCAUGCUAAUUUGUCCCAUUGUCUCUCAGCCUUACCUUCUCUGCCUAUUU